Messenger RNA from Musca vetustissima, 631 nucleotides. RefSeq names its product transcription factor mef2A-like. The annotation marks the transcript as partial. NCBI's taxonomy places the organism in Eukaryota, Metazoa, Arthropoda, Insecta, Diptera, Muscidae. The record is from RefSeq and is a predicted model, not a curated record. The transcript has 3 exons.
AUGGUGCAUCAUGUGGCGGCUUUACAUGGCCAUCAUUCUCAUUUGCAGCAGCAGCACCAUUCCCAUCACCACCACUUGCAACAUUUGAUGCGUGUUACAACAUCACCCUACCCACUACAUCAUCAUCAGCAGCAGCAACAACAACAUUCCACGACAAGGUUGGCAACACCUCCCUCACCCCAGCCCAGUCACACGGAGUCCGAGGAGGCCGAUGAUGCGGCCAUAGAUGUGGAAAAUGAGGAUGAGGAACAGCAGCAGCAGACAGCCACAAUGCUGCUUCCCCACAAUGCAGAGGAAAUGGCUGGAAAGUUUUCCCAGACGGCAACGGUAAAUGGUCACUUGAACAACUCACCACAAUCAACGGUAGAGUUGCCAGCCAACAGCAAAACUCCAGCCAUGGAGAGGCUUUUAAAUGGUCUACAAAAACCGGCCCUCAACAAUAACAACAAUAUGGGGGGUUUGGAGGACAAGGCCAACAAUAAUGGUAAUGGCAAUUUCAAUCACAAUGGUUGCCAUCACAUACAAUUUGUCCUGCGUCCUUUUGUGCCCUUGCCGUCAGUGAGUCCCCUGUUUUUAAAUGGAAAUAACAGCGGUGAUUAUGCCGAGGAUGAUGAUGUUACUGCCACUGGUG